Fusarium mangiferae is the source of this 1275-nucleotide messenger RNA. RefSeq lists its product as uncharacterized. Bases 1 to 1275 code for a protein of 424 amino acids. The transcript has 3 exons. Lineage: Eukaryota; Fungi; Ascomycota; Sordariomycetes; Hypocreales; Nectriaceae. The record is from RefSeq and is a predicted model, not a curated record. Gene Ontology annotation, molecular function: DNA binding.
AUGGACACAACACAAAGCUCAUCAAAUACCACUGCCAUCGUGGCAAUUGACGGUUUACAUGCAAGCCUGAUUUACCUCGGUGAGACACACCCCAGUACCACUCGCACCGAACUACAGAGCCCGGUGCGUUGGAGAUCUAUCCUUGACCUCCGCAUAGAGAUCGAAAAACACUGGGAAAGCCUGAUCAGCCUUACACAAAAACAAGAUCUACCAGGCCUUGGCAUAAUUCUCGAAUCCUUCCCUACUUCUGCUCACUUAUACGAGGCCGCCAUCUUCACCUUUCGCAACAUCUCAAUAGGAUUAAAGCCUGACUCUCUAGAGAAUAUAUUUGCGAUUUUCAGCUUAUCCUAUGUUGCUUCAAUAUGUUCCCAAAGAAUGAGCAAGCCAGAAAUUGACAACAUUUUCCACGACAUCAAUAUUUGGCGGGACUCAAUUGCCUUUCCUCAGCAUCGACAAUUAUUCAAUGAUCUCAUUCAACGGCUUCGGAUGGGCAUGACAACAUCCUUGUUCCAAACAGAACAUUUCUUAUAUUCAGUCUCCCCAUUCAAUGGCCAGUAUUACAUGGGGCCCCAGGGUGUAACCAUGCACGAUAUCUCAUUAUUCGGCGAUUUUUCCGACCCGUUCUGGGGAGAUCAUUUCGACGUGCCACGUUCUCCCCCGGGGCCCAAUUUCCAGGUGGCAGGCCCUGAAGGGAUAUCCCGCACUGUACCUGACACUCCAGAGCUCCAACUGCCAUCUGGAGAAGAUCUGCGCCAAUCGGCAGUCAUGAACAUCCUGACAAGCUUCAUCGCCAAUUGUGGAGAUCUAAUGGACAUUCUCAGUGGACAUGGAGUGACCACGAAAGGGCCCCAUUCUGAUGUUUCUUUGGAGGUAAAGAACUUCACCCAGGCUCUAAGGCGACAUGAUUCCUUCGGAGACCCAUCUGCUCGUGGAAUACUCGCCAUUGUAGACAGAUUUGUGGACCUGAAUUAUUUCCAGAGCAUCGACGAAAUCCGAGACUACAUAAUAAUAGUCGGAAAGGAAAUGCUGCACAGCGGUCAGACCUUUGCAAAAGUCUGCAAAGCCGUCUAUUCGUCCACAGAGAUGACAAAGACACCCCAAGUAGUACGACGUCAGCACGCAAGGCGUCCGCUAGAUCGCAAGCUGAAAAAGAUACCAUGUGACCAAUGCGGAGAAGAAUUCACACGGAAGACCAAUAUGAGACGACACAUUGCCAGGAAACAUGCAAACCACAGUGCGUCCGAUGCGCCGAUGGUGUCUGUGCGUACUGGGUAG